Messenger RNA from Homalodisca vitripennis (glassy-winged sharpshooter), 441 nucleotides. RefSeq lists its product as uncharacterized. The coding region runs from base 18 to 440 and encodes 140 amino acids. NCBI's taxonomy places the organism in Eukaryota, Metazoa, Arthropoda, Insecta, Hemiptera, Cicadellidae. The transcript has 4 exons. The record is from RefSeq and is a predicted model, not a curated record.
CACUCCCAGCGGCCACUAUGCAGACCGUCUAUUUCCGGAGUUUUCCAGCAACGAAUACCCUGCCUAUGCAUACGACAACCCCAGCAGCAGUGUCAGCAGUAGUACAACUGCGAGCACACGCACGCGCCACUACACACACAGGCGCACCCCUAGUAAUGUCAGUAACGCUUCUAGCUGUGGUGGGACUGCCACUUCCAGUGUUAAACCCUACGUUUAGCCUAGAGGGCGAGACCACUGGAGAGUAUCAAACAGAUCUUCUUCCUCUUCUGGUCCCGGAACACCAACCAACCCCACGCCACCAGAUAGCCUCACCAGCGAGGACAGCAGCUACGUCUCUGCCAAGGAGAGUUCCUCCAACUCCGUGUCUCGUGUGCGGUUCUCUCCCAUCACUGCUACCAACCUGCUGGAUCUACCAACGCAUGGACAGACGCAGGACGUGAC